AUGGAGGAAGGACAGUUGAAUCCUCGUACAGUUGAAGUUUUCGGAGAUUUCAAGGGUCAUCGUAAUGGCCUUAUCAAAGCCCUAACAACAGCCCGUGUUCUGUUACAGGAUUUUACUGGAGUUCCAGCUGUGGUUGACCUCACUUCAAUGCGGGAUGUGAUGAAGAAUCUUGGCAGUGACCCUGAUAAGAUCAAUCCCUUGGUUGACAUUGACUUGUGUCUGUCUUAUGCUGUGUUUUCUAGGUUUGACAUUGAUUUUGAGAAAGAGCCGACUGGAACUGGCAAAGAUGGGAAAAGUGUUUACUUCAAGGAUAUCUGGCCUAGCAGCGCAGGAAUAGCAGAGUAG
Molecule: messenger RNA, 345 nt
Organism: Fraxinus pennsylvanica
Lineage: Eukaryota; Viridiplantae; Streptophyta; Magnoliopsida; Lamiales; Oleaceae
Source: the annotation of a GenBank genome assembly